This is a messenger RNA of Spea bombifrons (plains spadefoot toad), 2237 nucleotides long. It is a transcript of the gene SLC28A3, whose product is annotated as solute carrier family 28 member 3. Gene Ontology annotation, molecular function: pyrimidine- and adenosine-specific:sodium symporter activity; purine-specific nucleoside:sodium symporter activity. The transcript is spliced from 18 exons. The coding region runs from base 184 to 2226 and encodes 680 amino acids. Lineage: Eukaryota; Metazoa; Chordata; Amphibia; Anura; Pelobatidae. Gene Ontology annotation, cellular component: membrane. Gene Ontology annotation, biological process: purine nucleoside transmembrane transport; pyrimidine nucleoside transport. The record is from RefSeq and is a predicted model, not a curated record.
UGACUUAUUUAACAACGUGUAAAAGAGUGAACAAUUACUGUAUGUUGUUUAAAGGGUGGAGCAAGUCAGCAAGCUACAGACUAGGAGUGGCUGCAGCCAGGUACACCUCUGUACUCAAUGAAGAAGAACACUUUUAUUGUGAGGACAUUCCCAACCUGCUGCUACAGAGCUGCCUGGUGAGACAUGGACUUGACUUCCUUGGGGAAUAAUGGUUUCACCAACUCUGCCUUUCAGGAUGAUGAUUCCACAGAUAACAAGGAUAAGAACCACGCCAUUAGAAAUGGAAGUUAUAAAGGAGAUGCUGUGGUUAUUGGUCAGUUUGACAUGUCUGAUGGUAGUAUGGCUGCUCCAGCUAAAUGGAAUUCAGAUGAAACCCUUUCUGAAAAGAAAAGUUUCUUGGAAAAGAUAUACAAUGCAGUAUGUGGUUUCUACAGAAAGCACAAAACCAUAAUCAGACAUAUAAUCUACGGUAUUCUGUUAGCAGGUUUUCUGGCAAUGGUGAUUGCAGCCUGCGCUCUGAACUUCAAAAGGGCUUUAGCACUCUUUGUGCUAACAGUCCUAGCCAUAUUUUUUGUGUGCUGGGAUUUAUUCAUGGACAGAUAUGAAGGGAAAAUUGUCAAGUGCUUUUCUCCCGUCGGGACGUUUUUCAAGAAGCAGUGGUUUUGGAUGAAAUGGGUGAUUUGGAUAAGUCUCAUUGUUGGGAUUAUUUGCUGGCUUAUUUUUGACACUGCAAAAAUGGGAGCCAAUCAGCUGAUAUCAUUUGGUGGACUUGUGAUGUACAUUCUCUUAAUGCUCAUAUUCUCUAAGCAUCCGACUAAGGUACAUUGGCGGCAGGUAUUCUGGGGCAUUGGACUUCAGUUCUUGUUGGGCCUUGUUAUUUUAAGAACAAAACCAGGAUUUGAUGCAUUUGAUUGGCUUGGUAUACAAGUGCAGACAUUCCUGGAGUAUGCAGACACUGGAUCCAAAUUUGUGUUUGGAGAAAAAUAUGUUGACCACUUUUUUGCCUUUAAGGUUCUUCCUAUUGUGAUAUUCUUCAGCACGGUUAUGUCAAUGCUUUAUCACAUUGGCUUCAUGCAAUGGCUCAUUAAAAAGGUUGGUUGGAUCAUGCAAAUCACCAUGGCAACAACUCCUACUGAGUCACUGGUUGCAGCUGGGAACAUAUUUGUUGGACAGACAGAAUCUCCUCUUUUGAUACGACCAUACUUAAAAGACUUAACAAAGUCUGAAAUUCAUGCAGUUAUGACAGCAGGCUUCGCUACAAUUGCAGGAAGUGUUCUAGGAGCAUACAUUUCUUUUGGAGUAUCGUCUUCCCACUUGCUAACAGCCUCUGUGAUGUCCGCCCCAGCAGCACUGGCUGUGGGAAAGCUUUUUUGGCCAGAAACAGAACCUGUACGAGUCAAUAUGCAAAGUGGACUUAAGCUGGAGAAAGGGGAUGCUCGAAAUAUAUUAGAAGCUGCAAGUCAAGGUGCUUCUGCCUCUAUUCCUCUGGUGGCGAACAUAGCAGUAAACCUGAUGGCCUUCCUUUCACUCUUGGCUUUCUUCAAUGCAGUCCUUUCUUGGCUAGGAAAUAUGUUUGACUAUCCACAGUUAAGUUUUGAGGUAAUAUGCUCAUAUGUCUUCAUGCCAUUUUCAUUUGUGAUGGGAGUGGACUGGGAAGACAGUUUCAUAGUCGGAAAACUUAUCGGAUACAAGACAUUUUUUAAUGAGUUUGUGGCUUAUGAAUACCUGGCUGGUCUGAUCACAAAGCGGAAAGAAGGUGGACCCCUCUACAUAGAUGGAAUCAAACAAUUUAUGUCGGUUCGUUCUGAAACAAUUGCAACGUACGCCUUAUGUGGAUUCGCAAACUUUGGCUCUUUAGGAAUUACUAUUGGAGGAUUAACCUCAAUGGCUCCAAGCCGAAAAGGGGACAUUGCAGGAGGUGCCAUCAGAGCUAUGAUUGCUGGCACGGUAGCCUGUUUCAUGACUGCUUGCAUUGCAGGAAUAUUAACUCCACCGGUUUUACAAAACACGUGCCAAGACAUCUUAGAAAAUGCUUUUAUCAAUUCAACAAGUUUACCAACUAAAUCACCAGAAAUAGCUGACUGUUGCCUGGACCUCUAUAAAUGGGCAGUCGCUGGAAGUCCAGGAAAUGUUUCCAUCGGAGGAAAUUACAGCAUUGGUGCAUUAACCGGUUGCUGCCGUUUGACAGAAUCUACAUCUUUUAAUUGCAGCUGGUUGUUACCAUAAGUUUAAGUUGA